AUGGACCCUACAAUGUCAACACAGGAGUUGCAGCUCUGUCAGUUUCUGAUGGAGCUGCCUGCUCAGAAGCGAUACCGAUACACAAAAGAAUCAGAGGAUCUUCUGCUCGAAAAUCUCUUCAGGUUCAUGUCCGGCGGCAAGGACGACUACCUCAGGCUCUUCUUCCCAAACGGAGGACCUGUCGUCGAUGGCUCGAUCCUCAAGCUCAAGGACGCCCAGGGCGCUAUCGAGGGAGCAGAAUACACCGAGGCCGCUCGAGGCAUGGCAUGCGGGCACAUCUUCAAAGCAGGAGAGGCUUCAUAUAGCUGCAAGACGUGCGGCACUGACGACACCUGCUGCCUCUGCGCAAAAUGCUUCGAUGCUACGGAUCACACGGGACACAUGGUGAGGAUCAGCAUCUCUCCAGGCAAUAGUGGUUGCUGUGAUUGCGGCGAUCCGGAGGCAUGGAAGACCCCUAUGUUCUGUACGAUACACUCGACCUGGGAGCACGAGCAACCAAAGGGCAAGGACAAGGAGGUGGCGAGGUUGCCCGACGACCUACUGUUCAGCAUCCGGAUGACGAUCGGACGGGUUAUCGACUACCUCUGUGAUGUCAUAUCGUGCUCGCCCGAGCAGUUGCGACAGACAAAGACGGUUGAAUCGAUCAAGCACGACGAGGAGAUGUCAAGGUUAAAUUCAACAUACCACGGUGGCGACGUGGGAUCUCCUGGGGAAUACGCCAUUGUCCUAUGGAACGACGAGAAGCACACUAUCACAGAGGUUAGAGACCAGGUUGCCAGGGCAUGCGCAAUGACUCAGCGAGAAGCUCUUCAAAAAGCAUACGAAACCGACACCAUCGGGAGAAGUAUUCUCACCUACGACGAGGACGUUGAGACUCUUCUGGGGAGGGCCAACACGUUAGAGCAAAUCCGCGUUACUGUUACGAUCCGCUCUUCACGCGAUACGUUUCGAGAGCAAAUGUGCGGUACAAUCAUCGAGUGGUUAAAGGACAUCUCGGGUUGCGCCGUCGGACAAGAUUCCUCCAUUCUGCGGGUCAUUGUCUGCGAAGAACUUCUCAAGCCAUGGCGCAUGGGAAGUCCAGCUACCCAUGCCAUCGUCGGCCAUGAAGGAAUGGACGACGAGGACAAGGAAGACCAAAAGGAAGACACUUCCAUGAACGUCUACACUCAAUUCGCAUUGCUGCAGGCUGCUAGGCUUCAACAAGCGAGAGAAGCCGUUCGGCGCGGUAUAAAUACGACGAGAAACUUGGAAGACAGCGACGAUGAUGAUGACGACGAUAGUGAUGCCGAUGGCGAAGAUCAUACACCGUCUUCCCAAGGAGACAUGGACGAGGAUGUCGAUGACGAUGAGGAAGAUGUGAUGAUGCUUGAUUCAGCACCGGGCGCCGCCGGCGACGUCAACAUGUCUGACUGGCGAGCUGACGAGGCUUUGGAAGCAGACGAAGCAACCAUGGCAGGCUACCCACCGCCUCCUCCUCCUCCGGUGCCGAGUGGCCCCCGCCGGAAUAUAGGGGAUCGAGAUCUGACUCCAUCCGAUUCUGACACCGCAGAGCCUCUCAUACCGUCCUCCAUAUAUGCGAAGAACAGUCUCGAUGUACCGAAGACGCCUGGCGUGGCGCAGGAUGAACAGGCAACGCCGCCCAAGUCGGGUCGGUAUUGGAUGCUCGCGCCGGCUGCAUACGUGGAAACGGAGAAUGUUCCACCUUCAGAAGAUCUGUUCCAGAGAGUCCGCCUGGACUGGAUGAUACUUUUUGAUCUUCGCAUGUGGAAGAAAGUGCGCAACGACAUGCGAUCUCUCUACAUAUCGACAGUCGUUACGAUCCCGGAGUUCAAACGCGUUCUUGGCCUGCGCUUUGCCGGGCUCUACACAACCCUGGCCCAGCUUUAUCUCAUUGGAGAUCGAGAGCCAGACCACUCAAUCAUCAAUCUUUCCCUUCAAAUGCUUACCACACCCUCAAUCACGGCAGAGGUCGUGGAGCGCGGCAAUUUCUUGACCAGCCUUUUGGCUAUUCUGUACACCUUUUUAACAACUCGUCAAGUGGGCCAUCCAUGGAACGUCUCGGAUACUGCUGUCUUAGCUUUUGACUCCGGAUCUGUGACUAACAGGCGCAUGUACCAUUUCUUUGCCGACCUCAAGUACCUUUUCCUGUCUCCACAUGUGCAAGAGCGUUUAAGGACAGAAGAUCGGUACAUGUUGCAGUUCCUCGACCUUGUCAAGCUCCAUCAAGGCAUAUGUCCAAACACUAGGGCAGUUGGAGAGCACGUUGAGUAUGAGACCGACACAUGGAUUAGCGUCGAAGACACAGACGGCGUUUGUCGGGCCAUCCGUCUGGCGGCAAAGACCGUGAUUGUGAACUCCAUUGGCGCGGAGCGCGCACGAUUCACCCAGGCUGAAAUCAAGGACGAGGUUCGCUUCAAAGCUUUGGGCGACUUCGAGUUUGAUGGCGACAGCUCCAAAUAUGAUGUCGUCAAGUUUGUGGUUGAGGAGCAGCCCAUCAGCUUCCACCACGCUCUUCACUAUACCUUGUCCUGGCUGAUUGAAUGUGGCAAGUCCCUAACUGUCGAACAAUUGCGAGCUAUCCUCCACUUCACAGCCCAAGAGCUCAAAGGCCACCCUCGUCUCAUGGGCAAGCGGGCCAUGCCGAGGCGCGAUUACGGUCCAGAAGACUUCCUCAUGGCGGCGUUCGACUACCCCCUGAGGGUGUGCGCCUGGUUGGCUCAAAUGAAGGCUGGAAUUCGAGUGCUCGCUUCAAUCGUUGAUCGUUUCGGCAUGGAGAAAUGGACCAAGGGUUUCUUCGAACAAAAGUCGACUGCUCAGGACGACGCACAACAUCUGGACAUUGUUGAAGACAUGAUUCACCUCCUCGUUGUCCUGCUGAGCGACAGGACGUCUCUGAUCCGCACUGACGAUGAGCCGAACAGCCGUAUUCUGGCCAUGCGCCGCGACAUCACUCAUGUGCUCUGCUUCAAACCUCUCUCAUUCACCGAAAUAGGAAACAAGUUGCCGGAGCGAUAUCAAGAGCAGGAGGACUUCACCAGGGUUCUCGACGAGAUGUCCAACUACAGAGCACCAGAGGGCGUGUCAGACAUUGGCACGUUUGAGUUGAAGCCGCAGUUUGUUGAGGAGGUCGAUCCGUACAUUGCCCACUACAAUAAGAAUCAGCGGGAAGAGUCGGAAAUGGCCUGGCGCAAAUGCGUAGCCAAGAAGACCGGCAGGCCAAUUGAGGACGUGGUGUACGAGCCGAAGCUACGUCAAAUACCCGGCGGUGUUUUCGCCGGACUCGCCGAGUUCACCAGCACUGGCAUGUUCGCCCAGAUCAUUUAUUACAGUCUACUAUACCCGCUGUGGCUGCACCUUAUCCUCAUCGCCAUUGCCGAAGACAAGCCAGCUGGUGGAGACCCCUCGAAACCGUCGUUCAUUCAUACCGCUCUGACCCAGGUCGCGCGAAGUAACUUUAUGCAGGAUGCCCCCGCUUCCAAGACUAUUGUGUCCCUACUGGACAUGAUGUCGACCAAGGAGGAGCUCAAGGGUUGCCAUCCUAGAAUCGCCCUCGUUCUCAAGCGUAUGCGCCAGAAACGACCCACCGACUUUGAGGCAGCAUACGUGCGGCUUGGUGUCCCAGUGGAUAGGAUCAGCACCGCUUCACCGGCUGCUAUGGCCAACGCCGAUGAGGAGCGGGAACGCAAGAAGAAGGCAGCUUUGGAUCGCCAGGCCCGAGUGAUGGCGCAGUUUCAACAGCAGCAGAAGACAUUCCUCGCGAAUCAGGGUGAUAUUGACUGGGGCGAUGUGGAUGACUUGGAAGAUGAGGAUUUGCCUGAGCCAGUGGAGGAGAAGAACUUCUGGAAGUACCCAUCCGGGACAUGUAUUCUUUGCCAGGAAGAUACAGACGAUCGUCGACUUUACGGGACUUUUGGCUUCAUCAGGGAGAGCGGGAUUCUACGGCAGACAGAUCUGUCAGACCCUGACUUCAUUCGAGAAGCAUUCCACACACCCAAAGACCUCGACCGAUCGGCUGAGCCUAUCCGACCUUUUGGAGUGGCACACGAAAAUCGCAAGGAUGUGCAAAAGGUCAACCAACAAGGAGAGACUUUCAUUGCGGAGCGCCAGACUAUUGGCAAGGGCUUCCCUCCACAUGCAGUCCGAAAUGGGCCAGUGUCCAUAGGAUGCGGCCACAUCAUGCACUAUAGCUGUUUCGAAGUGUACUUCGAGGCUACCCAGCAGCGGCACAAACAGCAGAUCGCGCGCCACCACCCCGAGGACCCGUAUCGCCUGGAAUUCGUGUGUCCACUUUGCAAGGCCUUGGGCAACGCUUUCCUGCCGAUCGUCUGGAGGGGCCAAGAAGAAUCAUACCCCGGCGUGCUGCAGACUUCAACAGAGAUCCAAGUAUCCUCUGAAGCGUUCGCGGUCUUCCUGAAGGAAAACUUGUCCUCUACGCACAACGCUGCCCUGGCAUUGGAGCCUCAAUCCCAUUCAUCCCAGAGGAUGUUCUCGCAAUACACCAAGGGGACAUUACUGCCCAAUUUAGCAGAGAAGUCGUCGCAUCUUGUCGUCGACGCAUGGGAGUCAGGCUCUCGGACGCCAUCUGUGGGUACGCCAUGGGGUGGCAACACUCCCGAAUCAAGUGGACAAUCGUCGGGCAUGGGCGAGAGCAGCAGCGCAAUGUCGGAACUAGUUAUUGUCUACCGCCGCCUCCGAGAUACUCUUCGACGCAAUGGUCUCAUGGGAAGGCAUGGUCCUGAUCAGCUCGAACGCAUGAACGAACCGCUGGGGAAUCCCACUGAUCUGUGCGACAGUGAUGUCCUAGCCCAAACUGUGGGCUUCUCAAUUUCGGCUGUGGAGAUACAGCAGAGAGGGCAGGACUCCGAGUACGGCUCGCUUCUACUCGAGAAGAUACCUGAGCAGGCUCUCACUCACCUGCGCAUCUUGGCAGAGACCGUCACAUCAUACAUCUCCGUAGGAGGGCAGAAGUACGCCGGCCAAAACCGAAUUGACAGGGAGUUCAAGAAAGACAGCGAGAGGCAACACUUCCAGCUCUUCGUCCCGGAUGGAGAGGACAACUUGGCUGCCCAUCCGCCACUCUUGACACAAGACACGUUCAUCUUCCUGUGUGAGAGCGUCUUCGGCUUUUCCGCAGCGAAUGGCAUCGAUGUUUCUUACCUGUUGCGCGUAUGCUAUCUUGCAGAGAUAGUCAAGGUUGUCUACCGCACCGCCAGGAUCACUUUCCCCAACCACGAGUGGAUGUCUGGCGAGGGCCUGGAGGAUAGGAGUCUGAUCAACUUCGCCGAAUUCUGCAAGACCGUCUUCAACAUGGACUUGGAGUAUACGAUACCCGAUGAUGCAAACCCUCCUCUCGACCAUGGGUUCAACCAACCCUGCUUCCAGAGUCUUGCCGACUUUUACGCAUUCACCAAGAAAUACGCCCAAGUCUUUCUGCGGAAAUGCGUGGUGUUGCUUUACGUCAAGUACGGCGUCGACUUCAAUAGCCACAUCUCACCUCAGCCAGAACAGGACGAGCUCGACCGUCUGACCGAGGCGCUCCGCCUGCCGGAUUUCGACAGCAUGUGCGCAGCUCUCACGCCGCUGGGCAUCCAUGUCGGGUGGCCGGGCUCCCUGUGUGACCAACUCGUUCGUGGCUGGAUCCGACAUGAAAAGGCACACUGCUGGGCACGGAUAAAAUCCAGAGAUCUGGCCGCCCUAGACGUUGCAGACCGGGACCGCAUGCUCAGCCACCCCGGCAUAUUCGAGCUCGUAGGUUUACCUAUGAACUACGAUACGCUCAUAGAGGAGUGCACCAGGCGGCGGUGCCCGCGGACUGGCAAGGACAUCUCUGAUCCGAUGAUUUGUCUCUUGUGUGGUGACGUUUUCUGUGGCCAGAGCAUCUGUUGCUCGGCAGAGGAUACAACCACGACGCUUAGGCGGCAAGGUAGCAGGAGAAGGAUCGGCGGGGCCCAGCAACACAUGCGGAAGUGCCAAGGAAAUGUCGGGCUCUUCAUCAACAUCCGCAAGUGUGCAACCUUUUAUCUGCACCGGCUUAGCGGGUCGUGGAGCAACGCGCCGUACAUGGACAAGUACGGCGAGGCAGACAUGGGACUCCGGCAUAGCAGGCAGCUGUUCCUGUCGCAGAAGCGCUACGACUCGAUGCUGAGGACCAUGUGGCUCAGCCAUGGUGUCCCGUCCUACAUCUCGCGCAGGCUCGAGGCCGACAUUAAUAAUGGCGGUGAAGACUACUUUGAGGACGAGCUCGAGUUCGAGGACGAGUUCAUGGAGGAGGAAGACGAGGACGAGGACCCAGACGAGAGAGACGAUCAAGAAUGGGCUCCCCGUCCUCCUCCUAUCGCCACCCCUUUCCGUGGGCUCGACGCGUUGCUCGAAGUGAUGCGCCAACCAAUCCCUCCACCCCUGCCACCUGUCGAAGACAUACGGGACACGGAUGGCAUUGCCCCCUGGGCCUUCGACGAGAACAAUCUGCAGGCUACCGCCGGCCGUGCCCCGUGGGUCUUGGGCAAUAACGAGGAGGAUGAAGAGUAUGACGAGUACGACUAUGAGGAUGACGAUACGGGCUGGGAGCCGCCUGUGUUCGGCUGGGCGCCGGUGCCUGUUGACAUCGACGCCCUUCUCGGUGGGUUGCGGAGCGUCUCAGAUGACGAUGAUGAUGAUGUCGGACGGGAUGGGUCGAGCGUUGAGGGAGAUGACGAUGAGGCGGGUGGUAUCAUCCCUGCCUCAGAGGGCGUCCCGUUUCCCUGGGGAGGUGGAGGUGGAGAUUCAGGAGGAGAUUCUGAGCCACCUCAGGACCAGCACCAAGAUGGUGGCCAUGAUGAUGUCGAUUAA
Molecule: messenger RNA, 6828 nt
Organism: Diaporthe citri
Lineage: Eukaryota; Fungi; Ascomycota; Sordariomycetes; Diaporthales; Diaporthaceae
Exons: 6
Coding region: 1-6828 (2275 amino acids)
Biological process (GO): ubiquitin-dependent protein catabolic process via the N-end rule pathway; protein ubiquitination
Cellular component (GO): ubiquitin ligase complex; cytoplasm
Molecular function (GO): zinc ion binding; ubiquitin protein ligase activity
Source: RefSeq, a predicted model, not a curated record